AUGACAAAUUCUACGUCGGAAUAUAAAUUACCUUACAAAAUAAAGCCAUUGCUGAAGCCGUACGAUGCAAAAACUUAUGCAUUUGGUUGCAUACAUGAAUUUUUACGUAUAUUAAUGGUCAUUUCCGCUAAUAGUGGUACUGAUUGUUUAUUGGCUUCUAUUGGUUUUCAUCUUAUUGGUCAAUUAGCAAUAUUGAGAUGUAGAGUAAAAGAAAUUUUAAAGGAUAUUGAUGGUUCUCGAUAUGGAAUUCAUAAAAUGAUACUUCGACAUCAUAGUUUGAUAAGAUUAGCGGAUAUAUUAGAGGAUAGUUUUAACAUCGUCAUUUGUCAACAAUUAUUAAGUACAACUAUUCAAAUUUGUAUGUCAAGUUAUCAAAUACUUUCCAGUUUAGCUGUAUUAGAAGGAAUCGGUAUAUUAACGUUUGCUAUAUACGUUUUCGUUUUAUCGAGCACAUUGUUCACUUAUUGUUACAUCGGUGAAUGUCUCAUCGAGGAAAGCACGAACUUGUGCGAGGCGCUUUAUCAUUGCGACUGGUACGAGUUAUCAACGAUCGAUAUGAAAUCGAUUUAUAUAUGCAUGAUGCGUGCUAGAAAACCACUACGAUUGACUUGCGCGAAGUUUUGCAUUGUUUCCUUACGCACUUUUACCGAUAUAAUGAAGACAUCAAUGGCAUAUUUAUCAGUAUUACGAACAUUUAUGUAA
This is a messenger RNA of Vespa mandarinia (Asian giant hornet), 702 nucleotides long. Its product is annotated as odorant receptor 13a-like. The record is from RefSeq and is a predicted model, not a curated record. Gene Ontology annotation, molecular function: odorant binding; olfactory receptor activity. Lineage: Eukaryota; Metazoa; Arthropoda; Insecta; Hymenoptera; Vespidae. Gene Ontology annotation, biological process: detection of chemical stimulus involved in sensory perception of smell; sensory perception of smell. Gene Ontology annotation, cellular component: plasma membrane.